GAGGUUGAGAAAUGACUUGCCGCGAGAGAGGACCUGACUUCAUGCGUCUUUCUGUCCUUAUCCAGUGCGCUUGGAAAUGAAUGGAGAACAAAGUGACAGAACUUAAGAAGCCUGCGCGUGAGACUGGUUGAUACUGUCAUUCAUUGCAAAUCCCACAGAACUGCUGCUGUUGCUGUUGUCGGACUGUUUUGCUCUUUGGACUGUUGCAAAGUGGCUGUGUGACACAGAUCAGUUUUAUUUUCUUGUUUUUUUUUUGCGUAAAGGUGCUCCACAGACAUGAAUUUACUCCGGAUUUGUGUUAAACGAAGGAAAAAAAACUUGAUUUCGGUCUUUUUCCAUCUCUUUUGUUUUACCACAUUGGGCAAAAGCUUGCCUUGGAAUAAUGGUGCUGACAGUGCAGAAUCCCACCAGGAAGAAUCGGCUUUACUACGAUUUCUCAAUUUACCUCAGCACACAGAAUACGAGAUUGUGUCUCCAUAUGAGGUCAGCCGCCAUGGCACUUACAUCUCUCACGAAGUUGCCCACCAUCAGCGCACACGGCGACGCAGAUCCCUGACCUCGGAUGCAGCCUCAUUAAACUCCAAUAGCAACAGUGACACGGUCCACUUCCAACUUAGUGGCUUGGGGCAGGACUUCCACAUGGAGCUGAGGGCGUCCUCGGAGAGCCUGAUUGCACCUGGCUUCACCAUCCAGGUCCUGGGAAAGAACGGCACCAAGAGCCUGAGGGUCCAUCACCAAGACGACCUGUGCUUUUACCAGGGGUCACUGAGGUCGAGGGUCAACUCAUCAGUGGCACUGUCUACAUGCAUGGGGAUGUCAGGUUUGAUCAGAACCCAGGAUGCCGACUACUUCUUGAGACCGCUGUCCCUCAGCCUCGCCCAGAGAGAGAACUUCACCGCACCGUCCACUCACCAGCCACACAUCCUCUACAGGAGCGAGAGGGACCUGGACAAAGAGGCGAGAGGUCAUCGGCAUCGCGUGCUCGGGAAACGGUCCACAGAUGCGGCUCCCCACGAAUCCCACGGAAACUCUGUCACAGAGAGAUCCUCAAGAGCGCCGUCUGAUGCCACCCACAGCACGCUCGAUGAAGAUCACCCACAAAGGCACAGUCAUGGCCAUCACCGUGGCAACAUUAACAACAAUAGUCAUGUUGACCCGGCGGAGAAUCGCGGCAGUGACCAUCCCCUCAAAAGCCAUCCCCAUGAGAAUGGCUACAGACAUGGGGAGAAGCAGAGGCAGCACUUUUGCGGGAGAAGGAAGAAAUACAUGCCCAAACCUCCAGAAGAGGAUGUUUUUAUCCUUCCAGAUGAGUACAAGUUUAUUCCCAGGAACAAAAGGGCAGUGCUGAUGAAGAACGAGGCCAAUCAGAAGCUCAACGUGGAGACACUGGUGGUGGUGGACAGAAAGAUGAUGGAUAACCACGGCCAUGAGAACAUAACCACUUAUGUUCUUACUGUGCUUAAUAUGGUCUCCAGUCUCUUCAAAGACGGUACGAUAGGAGGGAACAUCAACAUUGUGAUAGUGGGGCUUGUGCUUCUGGAUGAAGAGCAGGAUGGCUUGGUGAUCAACCACCAUGCAGACCACACGCUGAACAGCUUCUGCCACUGGCAGUCUACUCUGGGAGCCAGAGAAGGACGCCGCCACGACCAUGCCAUCCUCCUGACAGGACUCGACAUCUGCUCCUGGAAGAAUGAACCCUGUGACACUCUUGGUUUUGCUCCGAUUAGUGGGAUGUGCAGCAAAUACCGGAGCUGUACCAUUAAUGAAGACACGGGCCUGGGCCUUGCGUUCACCAUUGCCCAUGAAUCCGGACACAAUUUUGGAAUGGUCCACGAUGGCGAGGGUAACGUUUGCAAGAAGUCAGAGGGCAACAUCAUGUCUCCCACCUUGGCCGGGCACAAUGGUGUCUUCUCCUGGUCUGCGUGCAGCCGUCAAUACCUCAGCCGCUUCCUCAAUUCUGCCCAGGCUGUGUGCCUAUCAGAUGAACCAAGAGCAGUCAAGGAGUAUCCGUAUCCCGAGAAGCUGCCUGGCGAGCUGUACGAUGCAGACACGCAGUGCAAAUGGCAGUUUGGGGAGAAGGCCAAACUCUGCACCCUUGAUUUCAAGAAGGAUAUCUGUAAGGCCCUGUGGUGUCACCGCGUUGGGAGGAAGUGUGAGACCAAAUUCAUGCCAGCUGCUGAAGGCUCUGCUUGUGGACCUGAUAUGUGGUGUCGUAGGGGCCAGUGUGUGAAACAGGGUGAUGAGGGCCCGAGACCUCAGCAUGGCCAGUGGUCGGCGUGGUCUUCCUGGUCUGCCUGUUCACGGAGUUGCGAGAGCGGUGUCACCUAUCGAGAGAGGCAAUGCAACAACCCCAGACCUGCAUAUGGAGGCAAGUUUUGCGAGGGCUCCUCCAGGUCGUACAAACUUUGCAACACUGAUGACUGUCCCCCGGGUGCCACCGACUACAGAGCACAGCAGUGUGCCGAAUUCAACGGCAAACAGUUCAGAGGAUGGUUCUACACCUGGAGACCAUACACUCGAGUGGAUGAUCAAGAUGUUUGUAAGCUGUACUGCUUUGCUGAAGGUUAUGAUUUCUUCUUUGCUUUGGCCAGUAAAGUUAAGGAUGGGACACUCUGCUCCCAGGACAGCAAUAACGUCUGCAUCGACGGGCUGUGUGAGCGAGUUGGAUGCGACCAUGUGUUGGCCUCCUCCGCUGUGCCUGAUGCUUGUGGGGUGUGUAAAGGAGACAACUCCACCUGCAAGAUCUACAAAGGACAGUACACCAAGCAACAUUAUACUAACCAGUACUAUGGAGUGGUCACCAUCCCAGCAGGGGCUCAGAGUAUCCGCGUGGUUGAGCUGAAUACCUCCAGCUCAUACCUGGCUGUCAGGGACACACAGAGACGCUACUUCCUGAACGGACACUGGACAGUGGACUGGCCAGGGCGACACUCCAUUGCUGGUGCCAUUUUUGAAUACAAGAGACCCUAUAACAGACCAGAGAGCCUCUUCUCAACUGGCCCCACCAAUGAGACACUAGUCAUAGAAAUAUUGUUGCAGGGUUGGAACCCCGGUGUGCGUUGGGAAUACACUCUGAAGAAAGCCGAUGAGAAAAAGAAUCACAUCAAACACAAUUACUCGUGGGCCAUCAUACGCUCCCAGUGUUCAGCGACAUGUGCUGGAGGUCAGAUGAACACCAGGUCUGCCUGUUACAAAGACUUGCGAGUGCAGGUUAACGCUUCUUACUGCAAUCCCAGAUCAAAACCAUCUACUGGACUGAUGCCCUGCAGCACCCAACCAUGUCCUGCCAGCUGGUCUGUCGGAGAGUGGGGCGUGUGCAGCCGCAGCUGUGGAGGAGGAGAGCAGAUUCGACAGGUCCAGUGUGUCCAGAGAACCAACCAGGCCAACACAGAUGCCCUGGCUGACUCUCAGUGUGCCCAGCCCAUCCCAGCCAGGAGACAGGCCUGCAAUACACAUAGUUGUCCCCCAGUGUGGACGACUGGGCCAUGGUCACAGUGUUCUCGCAAGUGUGGCAACGGCCUUAGGAAGAGGACAGUGCUGUGUUCGAGCACCAACCCAGGAGUCCAGACACGCACACUGCCAGACAGUGUGUGCGCAGGCAUGCCAAAACCUGUCGGUCAAGAAUCCUGCUUCAUUAAACGGUGCCAGAAACAACGAAAAGUCCAGUGGUUUGUCUCCACGUGGCAAGAGUGUUCAGUAACCUGUGGUCGUGGCUAUCAGACACGCUUCGUUAAAUGUGCAGAGAAGGACACUGCAGGAAAAUACAGAGAGCUUGCAGCCAAGAAGUGCCACCAUGUCCCUAAGCCCACAGUAGAGCUCCAGAGGCCCUGCAUCCUGGCUGAGUGUCCUGUCCGCACUACGCCACCAGUCCACCGAUGGAACAUGAAUCUUCGCACCUAUCCACCACAACCUCAGUCCCGACCGGAGUGGCACCCAUCUCCAUGGUCUCAGUGCACGGUGACAUGUGGUGGAGGAGUGCAGGCCAGAACAGUCCAGUGUCUGGCUCAGGGGAAGCCCUCUGCUGGCUGCGCCCUCCAUCUUAAACCUGCAAUGUCCCAAGCCUGCAAUACCAACUUCUGCCCACAGCCUGAGAAGAAAGAUCUUGCUUGUAGGGAUUACUUCAACUGGUGUUACCUGGUGCCCCAGCACGGAGUCUGCAACCACAAGUUCUAUGGCAAGCAGUGCUGCCAGUCCUGUUCGAAUUCAAACCUAUAAUCACAUGAAAUGACUCUGCCUGUGUCACCAACAGAUCAGUAGUUAGACAAAAGACUAUAUUUGACGUCCAUGCUUGAAAAGACAGUGUUUUUGUUUGAGCGUGUGGCAGGCACUGGAAAACAGAGGACAUUUCAGUGGAAGUGCAGUUGCAGUGCCCUUUCCUCUCUCUGCGAUGCCGGACAUCUGGAUACAAGAACUCGAUGCUGACAGCACUACACGUGAAAAUGAUCAGGACAGUACAAAUAAAGUCGAGAAUUAUGGGAAGGAACUAACAAAAUGGGAAUCUUGAUUAAAGUGAAUAGGACUGACAUGUCCAAAAGAAACUGAAAACCUGAAAAAUCCCAGCUUUGUUUAUAUACCGUAUGUAAUUGAACAGAUCUGUACCCAGGACACCCAACAUCUCCAUGGCAACCAAAGGCCAGUGAUGGCACACCAACAGAGGAAUAUGGCUGACGAGGUUUUCAAGCUCUGCCGUGCAACAACACGUGAUACGCCCUGUUGGUGUGUGUGUGGGCGGCAAUUCUGGAUGAAUUGGAAUUCCGGGGUCUGAUAAUGAAAAGGGAUGUUUCAAAGAAACAUGUAGGACAACAUCAUUUUAAUCUGAAGCUUGAUAAAAAACAGACUGGGAAUAAUCAAUAAGUGGGCUUCCUGAAUAGCUGGACAAUAGCAGAAUGUUCUGUGUUGUCACAUGAAAGAAAGAAAGGGGGGAAAAAAAUGAGGAGAAACAUGAGUAGUAUCCUGCAAUGGGUCUAAGUUGUGUAAACUGGCUUUCGUACUCAGUGGUGCUACAGUGUUGCCUUUUGUCACCAAACCAAUGUGAAAUCCUCAAGUUUCAGGAGGCAACAACUCAAUUGUGUGACCCAUGUACAGUAUUGUUUGUUUUAUUUAUUGGCUUUACAAUACAGCAUUGCUGGAAGACUGUAUUCAUAAGCAGUAUAAAUAUGUCCUUUUAUUACUCAACCCUAAGCCCAUUACUCUUAUAUUUUGUAUUGUUUCGUAGGAUAUCAUGCUGACAAACUGCACCUUUCUUACUAAAAAUGUUUAUUUUUAUGUUGGAAGCAAAAACCCAAUUCAACAGUGUUACCUUACAAAAGUGAGCAUUCACAGCAGCGGCGCGAACGGAAAUCUUUGUCAAUAAAAGGUAUGAGCACGCUGUUUGAAGAGACACUGCUCUCUGCUUCACAUUACCGUGUCCUACAUCAUCAUGUCAUACUCAAGGCAUCUAUUGCAUGCGUUGAAAUGGAAAUCAAACAAUGCAUUACGUACUGUUAUGGAUACAAGCACUGACAGAUGAUGGCUGUGACUUUUACAAUGUAAAUGAAACAAUAAACAAGUGUGUGUCAUGUCAGCAUCUCAAGUGCAGCAGGUAAUUGUCAGUGUGGUGGAAUUUUGUUUUUCUAAAUACCUAAUACUCAUACUAAAGACUAAAAACCACGUCCAAACCAGCUUUUACCGUCCAUCCUGAAUAGCACUAUUCAGUUUUUAUCUAUUCUUACAGGUAAGCUCAUUGAGAAAUAAGGUCUCAAUCACAGGCGAGACUUGUUUUGAACAGACACGCAACAACACUCACUUACAAACAGACGUAUCAAUACAACACAUUCAAGUUAACAUGGUAUGUAUAAGUCAGAACAUGCCGCAUGUGUCCUGAAUGCAAUAUCAGAUAUUCAAGACUGGCUGCAGUUUCACAGACAACAGAAAGCUUUUUUCAUACACUGAUUUAUUUGUGGCCACUAUACAAUAUCAACAGUGAUCAACACAUACGUUCUUUACGCUAAGGAUAAAAGAGCUUGUUUCAUGUUACAGCGGCCUGACUAGAGCUUUAAUUCACUCAGCUUUUUCCUCUCUUUUCCACUCACCAGUACACAUAGACAAUUUGGACACAUCUGUAUAGUCAUGAACAGCGCAGAGAAGUAAGAUCAGUUACAGAACACAGGAGACACACGCUGUACGCUAGUGAUAGAAUAUCUCAGGAUGGAUGUUAAUAUCAGGCUCAGGAGGAAACUUGAUCUCUGCAAUUACAGCGGCGUUGCCAUCAUGCUCCGACAAAAGAUUUGUCUGUCCAUAAACAUGUGAUUAUCAUCAGUAUCGUCAUUGUUGAUUCACCCCCAUAAUAGCAGAGAGUGGCUCCUUUGUAUAUCAGACACUGUGGCUUAAAUACACAGCUGUGUAACUUUCAGACUUGAGAGCUGUUAAAGUCAUCACGUUUGCGACAUGAAACAAGCCGUUCACUGUCUUUCUUUGCAACACAGGAGACACUGCUCUGUAUCUCUGCCAUACAUGUCGAACCAAUACAUUAGCUUUAGGAUUUCACCAGGUGGGGUCCCUCAAAUCUGAGAUUAAAGACCUCUCUAUCUUGAAAUCAGACUGAUGUUCAUCAGAAUUAUACUAAAGUGAGUGCACUCUUCAGCCCACAGAAAACCCUCAGGGUCCUGUGGGAUAGACUCACGCUCACAGGGCGUGAACUAGUCUUAUUGUGAGUGAUCCACAGUGCAAAAAAAACUUUAGGUUCAGUGCAGGCCAGGCCAGGCUAGGUUUAGGCUACCUCAGUUACUACAGACAGACAGACAUGAACUCUGGAAAAUGCCAAUGAAAUGUACACAGGCAUGCUGUUCACAUAUGACAACCGUAGGAGGACAGUGUCUGCGACAUUUAGGCGAAAGGUGACACCUGGGUCACGCACGCGGAGGAUUUGACAUCGUCUCCCUAUUUGACUUAGGAAGUGGUGGUUAUGGAAAAUGUCCAAAACAACAUGUUUGAACAUUUACAUUCUAGUCCCUGUGGACAAUUUCAGAAAAAUGUCUGGUAUGCCACAUGGGCAUAGAACAGUAUGGAGAUAGUAUCACCUUUUAAAGCCAAUACGGAAGAGCAGUUUCCUUUAGGAGACAAGGACCAGCAAUAGUUUGUGUCAGAAUAUCACAUCAUGAAUAUUCAUGGUAAUGUAAUAUUCAAGUUAUGUAUUCUUAUUGGCUUGUGUUUGUGUCUCUUUACAAUGCAGCAUCACUCACUCCCUCCUUUGCUGUUGUUGUUUUAUGCAAAGCCUGAA
Solea senegalensis (Senegalese sole) is the source of this 7258-nucleotide messenger RNA. Its product is annotated as A disintegrin and metalloproteinase with thrombospondin motifs 16. Gene Ontology annotation, cellular component: extracellular matrix. The coding region runs from base 277 to 4215 and encodes 1312 amino acids. Gene Ontology annotation, biological process: proteolysis; extracellular matrix organization. The record is from RefSeq and is a predicted model, not a curated record. The transcript has 24 exons. NCBI's taxonomy places the organism in Eukaryota, Metazoa, Chordata, Actinopteri, Pleuronectiformes, Soleidae. Gene Ontology annotation, molecular function: metalloendopeptidase activity.